UUAUCCUAGGAUUAUCAACAGUCUAUGCAGGAACAAACUAAGGCAGACUGACAAGCAAACCUACUGGCUGCCGCGGAGGGUAAUAGGAUGACCAAGACCCAUCAACUAGUAAAGAUCAAUUUGCAGCGGUGUCAUCAUCACUUGCAGGAUCACAAUAAAUGGUGACACCCCCGUAUAGAUACGAUGAGAUCAGGCCAUUCACAACAGGCGCAGAAUGCAUUCCACUUCGUCAGCUGUGCCGGCUGAAUGACUACAAUUACCAUGAUGCAAUUCUUCCUGAGGCUCUCCCAGCCCUGAGCUGACGUUCCUCCCCCUCUCCCCAUCCACCUCCUCAUCUGAACGCCUGUUCUAAGCAGAGUCUGCAGUGUCUGUCUGCACUGUGCACAGCUGGCACUACCAUCUAGAAAGUAACGUCUCCUGUCGGUGCGGUAUACAGAGGCAGCUGACAUCAGCUCAGGGGGUGCCUCAAUCACAAGACCACAACUAGCCAAGCCCAAGAGCGAUGACGACUUGUGUCAGAAGAGGGAGGGGGAGCAGGGGAAUCAGCAGCAGUGAGGAGACGGCACAGUUAUGAAAAGUUCCCAACUACAGAGCUGCCAGGGGAUGAAUGGAGCCGCUAAUGGCAACUUAUACAAGAGAGAAUACAAGGAGUCUUAUGAAGAAGCCCCACUCUACAUCCCUGUGCUUACCUACUUCGGUUAUGGAAUUUUAAUCUUAUUUGGCCAUAUACGGGAUUUCAUGAGAAAAUGGGGAUUAGAACAAUGUCACAUGGCCAAAGAAAGGGAAGAGCAAAGAGAUUUUGUGCCUCUUUACCAAGACUUUGAAAAUUUCUACACAAGAAAUAUUUACAUGCGCCUCCGUGAUGCUUUUAGUCGGCCCGUAUGCAGUGUUCCUGGCGCCCUGUUUGAUCUGAAGGAGCAGGUGUCUGAUGACUACAACUGGACUUUUAGUGACACCGGAAAAGUCAUCAAGGAUGUGAUCAAUAUGGGAUCAUACAACUAUCUGGGUUUUGCAGAAAAUAAUGAAGAGUCCUUAGAAACAGUAAAGAAUGUAUUAGAGAAGUAUGGUUCUGGAGUGUGCAGUACUAGACAUGAAAUGGGGCUAAUGGAUAAACUUCAAGAGCUGGAAAACUUGGUUGCAGAGUUCCUUCAUGUAGAAGCAGCGAUGGUUUGCAGUAUGGGUUUUGCCACAAAUUCAACAAACAUUCCAGUUCUGGUUGGAAAGGGCUGUCUUAUACUAAGUGAUGAAUUAAACCACACUUCUCUGAUUCUUGGAGCAAGACUCUCUGGAGCCACCAUUCGAGUAUUCCAACACAACAAUAUGAAGAACCUGGAAAAACUAUUGCGGGAAGCUGUAGUGAAUGGUCAGCCACGAAUUCGCAGAGCCUGGAAGAAAAUUCUUAUUAUCGUCGAGGGCAUUUACAGUAUGGAAGGAUCUAUUGUACAUCUUCCAGAAAUAAUAGAAUUAAAGAAGAAGUACAAAGCUUACUUAUACGUGGACGAAGCACACAGUAUAGGAGCAGUGGGGCCUACAGGGCGAGGUGUGGUGGAAUAUUUUGGCAUGGAUCCUGCAGACGUGGAUGUAUUGAUGGGAACAUUUACCAAAAGCUUUGGUUCUGUAGGGGGAUAUAUUGCUGGAAAAAGGGAAAUUAUCGAUUACUUACGGAACCACUCACAUAGUGCAUUUUACGCACCAUCUAUACCGCCACCUAUAGCUGAGCAAAUCAUACGGGUAAUGAAGUGCAUUAUGGGACGUGAUGGGACACUGACAGGCCAGCAAAGAGUCAACCAGCUCGCAGAGAACACCAGAUACUUCAGACAAAAAUUACGUGACUUGAAUUUAAUUAUUUAUGGAAAUGAAGACUCUCCGGUCGUCCCUGUGCUCAUGUACAUGCCAAGCAAAGUAGGGGCUUUCACAAGGCACAUGCUAAAGAAGAAAAUUGGUGUUGUUAUAGUUGGUUUCCCAGCAACUCCUAUAGCUGAGACUAGAGUGAGGUUUUGCAUUUCAGCCGCACAUACCAAGGAAAUGUUGGACAAGGUCGUGGAUGAGCUGGAUAAAAUGGGUGACUUUCUAAAUGUAAAGCAUUCCCGUAAAACCAGAAGAAAUCGUACAGUGCUUUAUGAUGAGUCCAACAUAGAACUUGAUGCUUGAGUGCAGUGCCACACUUUGACCAUCACUACAGUUCCCUCCUUAGAAUACAUGUUUCAUAUUCAGCUUUUUAUCUCAAGAAAAUCCCAUUCCAUUAAAUGAAGAUACAUGGCCAUGAAAAAUAUUACCACAACAUCAGCAAUCUUUGGAUUAUCCACCAAUCCAUCCAAUGUUGUCCUUCAAUAAAAUCAAUAUUUUUCAAGAAUUAGAUUUGUAAGUUUU
This is a messenger RNA of Hyla sarda, 2370 nucleotides long. Its product is annotated as serine palmitoyltransferase 3-like. The coding region runs from base 571 to 2151 and encodes 526 amino acids. The record is from RefSeq and is a predicted model, not a curated record. Gene Ontology annotation, biological process: ceramide biosynthetic process; sphingosine biosynthetic process. Gene Ontology annotation, cellular component: serine palmitoyltransferase complex. Gene Ontology annotation, molecular function: pyridoxal phosphate binding; serine C-palmitoyltransferase activity. The transcript is spliced from 14 exons. Lineage: Eukaryota; Metazoa; Chordata; Amphibia; Anura; Hylidae.